UGGUUCGAAGCGUUAGCCAGUCGGUUGUUAGUUUAUUUUAUCGUCUCCGCGGUGUACACGAGCAGCCAGUUCUCGCGCGCGCGAAGUUUUAUUACACACCCCGGCACGUUUCGACUCCGGGGUAGGUACGCGUAUAAAGGUACACGCGAAUGUAGGUACGUACAUAAAAUGUCCCGCACAUAGGACACGCGUGUGUAUACGUACGGGCGAAGUUGGGUGUACAUUAAAUAUACAGGGGGCAACGCGCCUCCCCAUUGCGCGCGCAAUUCCCAUUUACAGGUGAUGGAAACGCGGUAGCUGUGCGAUUCGGAUUUUGUCGUAGAUAUAUAUCUGAGCGUGAUUGUAGAGGAGGGGAAUAGAAGAUAACGAAGAGGAGGAAAGGAAAAAGAGGGUGAUCUGCCGCUGCAACCGCUUGCGGGGGUGCGGGAGGGGGGGAAGGGGGCUUUUCGAAGUAAGAAAUUAAUCGGACCCAACGGGAUUAGGAGAAAGAUGAUUUUCACGGGUGGAACAAACUACGAGUAUAAUCGAAAGAAUAAUUACAAAGGUGCGGGUGGCAACGAUGAAGUGGAGGAUAGAAAUGAUUGCUCUAACGGAAUUAUUAAUGAUAAAUUGGUCUUGGAUCGGGCAUGUACGUCAUCUAUCCGGCAGAAGAGCUCCUUGGAAUCUAUGAAAGUCCUGAACGAGCCGAUGGUAGCAGCUUACUGACCAGUAGUAGCAGGAUAUCGAGCCGCCGUCAGUGCCAAGUCUCGAACUGGAGUCAUAAAGACGUUAAAUUUGUCGACGCUAACGCAGCUAAGAAGAAACUAGCGAAAAAAAAAACGAUAACUUCCAAAUUGUCGUUUCGAAUUAGAAGUAAUAACGAUAACAAUAAUCGUGAUAACGAUAAGGGUAAUAAUAGUGGUGGUAGAAGUAUCGACGGGAAUAAACCCGUUAACAGGGGAGGUAACACAAAAGAGAUUAUGCAAAAUAAUCGUAACUCAACGGAGGAGGGAGCCGCCAAUCCCCUUAAGGACUUGACUCACGCAUCGCUCAACGAGCCGCUCAAACUUCACAAUGCCAACACCCUCAAACUCGUGCAAACUGUGUCGGAGUUCGCUCAGGAGUUGGGCGGAGCGAUGGAGAGUCACGCUGCAAAUGUGCGGCGUUUGGUUGACGAUUUUCGGGGACGUUCCGGCGAACCCAGGGGAGAUGCCGGCGGCAUGCGGAGGGCUUGGGAGAGCCUCUUGCGACAGGUGGAAGCCGACGCUGCGGCGAAUUUGGACCUCGCUGGCGUUCUCCAACAACAAUUGGCGAGGCCGACGCAGGAGGCCAGCUUCCAUCGGAAGAUCCAAUCCAGAAAGAUUUUCGCUCACCGAGAGGCGUACGAACAAGUCGUAAGCAAAACUGAAGAGAAACUUCAGAGGGCACGGGUUGAUUACAAACGUGCAUACGCGGCGUUGCUGAGCGUCGACGUCGAGGGCGGAGGCGAUCAUCAGGGACUGAAACGUGCCUACCUCGAAGCUCACAACAGUUACGUUCUUCAAUUGAGAGCCACGAAUGCGAUAACCGAACGUUACCAGCUCCACUGCCUGCCCAAUCUCCUCAGAGAAAUGACGGAAGUGUACGAGGAACUUUGCGGAUUAGCGGGAAGCUGCAUGGCCGGAAUCGCCGAAGCCGGAGGGGAACGCGCCACGGAUCAGGCGAGACGUUAUCAGAAUGUGGCUAAAGAAGCGAAGGCCGUAGUCCCGUCGAACGACCUCCACCUCAUAGCGAGAAGCCUCGUUCCAACCCCCGUAGCCAGAAAACCACCCAGACGACUGUUCGUGCCCCCGUCUCCUCCGGAACAGGUCGCGGUCGACAGACUGUCGCAGGUACCAGCUUUGAGGGAUGAACUCGUGCCGACCGGAACGAGCUCCCAACCCUUGAUGGAAGAUCUUAAGAGAGAAUCUGAUCGACUUACACAGGAAAUAAGCCGGCUGCAGGAUUCCCUUGACGCUCUUAUCCGCAUACAGCGAAAAAGCGCCGAAAGCAGCCUGUACACAAAAGCAGCUGAACUGCAAGAGGACAUUUCCCUGAAGCGUUUCGACCUGGGGGUCGCCCAUCUGCAACUAGCCGCUGUGCAAGCGCAGAAGGAGCUUUUCGGAGGUGGCGAAGCGGGACCACCCGAUGGGAUGAACGAUCGUAAGAUGUCCAAUGGAUCAACUGGAAGUACGAAGCACAAAUGGCUAAAAGCUUUCAAGAGCUUAAAAACGAGCUCUCCGACCACGACGCCGGUACCACCAGAAAAGGGAAAGCAAGCGAUGUAUCAUGCGGUGUCGACCGUCGUUGCGAUGUCAAGAAAAAAUCUGGAGUCCGAAGGCGGCCACGCUUGGAGGGAAUACACCUACCGCAAAAUAACCCCAUGCGACGCCUGCGGUCAAGUUUUACGAGGCCACAGCAGGCAAGGAUUCAGAUGUCGGGGCUGCAAGACGAACGCCCAUGCGGACUGCAUAAACUCUGUCCAACCCGCCAACUGUCCGAGUCUCGGAUCUAAACGGAGCGGCGGAAUACCACUGCUGAGGAGACAGCGGAGCACCGCGUCGCACAGCGAAGAUACGAACACCGCCGAUCACAACGUGGACGCGAUAUACCAGGUGCUGAAGCAGGCUGGCGAGAUUCGGGGGAACUCGACGAAUUCUCCUCCGACACCCCCAACGGCUGAUCAUCCUCCCUCUGGUGCGGCGGCACCCUUGGCUACGAGGACCUCUUCUUCCCAACCCUGUUCCUCGUCCACCUCUGCGCCCCAUAGUCCGCAACGUCGGAGGGAGCGAUUAAAUUUGAGGAUGAAGAGCCUCAGUCUGGACUCACCCGAAGGUUCAGCUCACACUCGUCAACGUCCUCGGGAUUAUUAUUCAACCGGACCUAGAGAAUCCACGCCACCCCGACACUCGGACAGCGGCGGUACCAGCCGAUUGUCUCCUUGCAGCCCCAGUCAAGGGCACGGGGGUCACAAAUUAUUGCGAAGUACAAUGCGGAUGUCUAGCAUGGAAUUGCCGGACGAGAACGAAAAAUCGUACUCUUCCGCCAGCACAUCGCCGUGCCCGUCUCCCCACGCUGCGAACGCUAAUCAUUUGAAUCCGUUCUCGUCGGGAAAACGCGUUUUACCGCCGAACAAUCUUUACGUUGUUCUCUACAACUUUAACGCUCGUCAUCGCGAUGAAUUGGACCUAAAGGCAGGGUACAAAGUGACCGUGGUAGACAGAUCGGACCCUGACUGGUGGAAGGGAAAAUGCUUGGGCGGAAGGGCCGGUUAUUUUCCGAGCGCGUACGUCAUGCGGGUUGAAUCGGGACAGAAGACCCUCCAAGUAACCCGGAACCUCCAGCUCGCCGAUCAAACGACUCUGCUCCGAGACCAGAUCGUCAUACAAAUCGGCGAGGAAGUCGACGGCGUCGCUAUGGUCAGAUGCGCGUCCAACGUCACGUCCGCGGCGGAUCAAUUUGGAAAAGACAGCGAACCGCGGUUGAAGGAAACCCUGUGUCCUCUCAAGUACCUGCAGGAGGUGUGACCCCCGCCCUCG
Messenger RNA from Athalia rosae (coleseed sawfly), 3536 nucleotides. RefSeq lists its product as uncharacterized. Gene Ontology annotation, biological process: skeletal muscle contraction; positive regulation of protein localization to plasma membrane; positive regulation of voltage-gated calcium channel activity. The record is from RefSeq and is a predicted model, not a curated record. Gene Ontology annotation, molecular function: protein binding. Gene Ontology annotation, cellular component: extrinsic component of cytoplasmic side of plasma membrane. Bases 627 to 3524 code for a protein of 965 amino acids. The transcript is spliced from 13 exons. NCBI's taxonomy places the organism in Eukaryota, Metazoa, Arthropoda, Insecta, Hymenoptera, Athaliidae.